GAACAGGGAGUGUUUUAUACGAAAGGGAGCCAAGAGCAUUUCCUAAUGCAGCGAAUGGCUCCAGGCGGUCCGCAACAUAUGCAGGAUCCCAACUUCUCACGAGGAAAUAUUCCUUAUCACGGUCAUCCAGGGAAUCAACAUAAUGAUUUUAAUGCACCAGAACACUUUGCUCCACAUGACCAAGUGGCACCAGGAUACAACCAUGCACCUCAUGUCCAAGUCAUGAUAAGGGACGCGAAUACACCAAUUACUAGAUACAUAACGCCAUCGAUGGUGUCCAUCAUCGUCAAGAGAGUUCUGUCAGUGGCUGUUCUCAUCUUUAACGAAAUCCUCAACUGGCUGAAAUAUUUCGACUGGAUAGGUACCAUUGAUUUGCCCGCCAUGUUUGGUUACAUUGGAAAGAAAGGUAAACAGAUGUCAUCGUUUGCAGUUCAGACGCUCCGUUUCUACCGACGAUUUAAGGCAUUUUAUGUGGAGUUGCCACCGUGUAUGCGCUAUUCCAGAUUAUAAACACCAUUGGCGAAACAGUUCUUGAAUACCAUGCGAGGAAAUUAGACACAAAAUAUGAAGAUACCAGAUCACUGCAAGGAGUGUUGCCACAAAAUAGCGCUCAAGCAGGUCCUGUGUCGCAAGACAGAAGCCGAAA
Mya arenaria is the source of this 646-nucleotide messenger RNA. RefSeq lists its product as uncharacterized. The record is from RefSeq and is a predicted model, not a curated record. The coding region runs from base 46 to 510 and encodes 154 amino acids. NCBI's taxonomy places the organism in Eukaryota, Metazoa, Mollusca, Bivalvia, Myida, Myidae. The transcript is spliced from 3 exons.